UCACUCGGUGUAGCUUGACGCUGUCGGCAGAGCCAGGCUGCAGUAUGCGGAGCAGCUGAUGCUCUUGCGGGGCUAAAAAUAAUCAACUUUUUUUCUGUCCAACUCUCAAACUGUAUUUUGUUUCUUUUCCUCUUCUUUUUCUCCUUUUUCUGUUUUUCCUUUCUUUUAAAACAAACAAACAAACAAACAAACAAACACCAAACGUCACCAGGCGUCCGGAAUGAAACGGAGUCAAUAAGGAUUAUUACUUUUCUCCGAGACCGACUCGCGGCUCGUGUGGAGCGGCCGGGCGGUGGCAUGGCCCUGUCGUUUUGCGGCAACGACAACGGUAUCAAUGCCUACACCGUGAAGGAGGGCGUGCUGAACAAUGGCUGCUUCGUGGACGCCCUCAACCUGGUUCCCCACGUCUUCCUGCUCUUCAUCACCUUCCCCAUCCUCUUUAUCGGCUGGGGCAGCCAGAGCUCCAAGGUCCAGAUCCAUCACAACACGUGGCUUCACUUCCCCGGCCACAACCUGAGAUGGAUCCUCACCUUCUCGCUGCUGUUCGUCCACGUGUGCGAGUUCGCAGAGGGCAUCGUCUCCAACAAUAGGAUGAUGGAAACCAACCACCUCCAUCUCUUCAUGCCGGCCUUCAUGGGUUUCGUAGCAGCCACAACAUCAGUGGUUUACUAUCACAACAUCGAGACGUCCAACUUCCCCAAACUGCUGCUCGUCCUGUUCAUCUACUGGGUGCUGGCGUUCAUCACAAAGUCCAUCAAGCUGUGGAAGUUUGCAGAGUACCAUGUUGGACCACAGCACCUGAGGUUCUGCAUCACAGCGCUGUUAGUGUUGCUGUACGGACUGCUAAUGGCCGUAGAGAUCAAUGUCAUCAGAGUCAGGAAAUAUGUGUUCUUUGCCAACCCACAAAAGGUGAAACCACCAGAGGAUUUACAGGAUUUGGGAGUUCGCUUUCUGCAGCCGUUUGUCAACCUGCUGUCCAAGGCAACAUAUUGGUGGAUGAAUCCUCUCAUCAUGGGAGCCCAUAAGAGGCCCAUAGAGCUGAAGAAGAUUGGCAAGCUGCCCAUCGCCAUGAGAGCCCUCACCAACUACCUACGGCUCAAAGACGCCUACGAGGACCAGAGGACGGCCGAGGAUCCGGAUCGGGCCCCAUCGAUCUGGCGCUCCAUGUAUCGAGCGUUCGGUCGGCCCAUCCUGCUCAGCAGCACCUUCCGCUACCUGGCCGACCUGCUGGGCUUCGCCGGGCCGCUCUGCAUCUCUGGCAUCGUGAAGUACCUGAAGACUGAUGAUGAAGUUGCAACACCAGACAAGAUCAAGGAGACCUAUUUCGGUGUGUACUUCAUGUCUUCGACUGAGCUGCUGCAGAACACUUCAGUCCUGGCUGUGCUUCUCUUCCUGGCUCUAAUCCUGCAGAGGACCUUCCUGCAGGCCUCGUACUACGUCACCAUAGAAACAGGCAUCAACCUGCGGGGAGCCCUUCUGGCGAUGAUUUACAACAAAAUCCUGCGUCUGUCCACCUCCAACAUGUCUAUGGGGGAGAUGACGCUGGGGCAGAUCAACAACCUGGUGGCUAUAGAGACCAAUCAGCUGAUGUGGUUCCUCUUCCUCUGCCCCAACCUGUGGGCCAUGCCUGUACAGAUUGUAAUGGGAGUGAUCCUGCUCUACUACUUGCUGGGCUGGAGUGCCCUGGUUGGAGCAUCUGUCAUAGUCCUGCUGGCACCAGUCCAGUACCUCAUAGCUACAAAGCUGGCGGACACACAAAAAAGCUCACUAGAACACUCUACCGAUCGACUGAAAAAGACCUCAGAGAUCUUAAAGGGCAUCAAGCUGCUGAAGCUGUAUGCCUGGGAGAACAUCUUCUGCGACAGCGUGGAGGACACCAGAGGAAAGGAGCUCACCAGCCUCAAGACCUUCGCUUUCUACACAUCUAUGUCCAUUUUCAUGAAUGCCGCUAUUCCUAUUGCUGCUGUUCUUGCGACGUUCGUGAUGCAUCACUUCCUCAAUAAAAGCGGUCCCAGUCCUUCUGAGGCCUUCGCAGCUCUAGCAUUGUUCCACAUCCUGGUCACCCCUCUCUUCCUGCUCUCCACCGUUGUCAGAUUUGCCGUCAAGGCUCUGGUCAGUGUCCAGAAGCUUGGUGAGUUUCUUCAGAGUGACGAAAUUGAAGACGACAGCUGGAGAAAUGGAGACAUGACGGUUUCCUUCGAAGCUGGAAAAAAACACCCGGGAAUGACCAAAGCCAUCAACAGGAAGCAGCCAAUGCGCUACCAGAUGGACAACUACGAGCAGCCGACCAGGCGACAGAUGAGACCCACGGAGACGGAGGAUGUGGCUGUAAAGGUGAGCAAUGGAUUCUUCACCUGGGGCAACAACCUGUCCACACUGUCAGACAUCAACAUCCGCAUCCCCACAGGUCAGCUGACGAUGAUCGUGGGCCAGGUGGGUUGUGGGAAAUCCUCCCUGCUGCUGGCCAUGCUUGGUGAGAUGCAGACCAUCGACGGAAGAGUCCACUGGAGCAAGCUGCCUGAUUGUGAGAUGGCCUACGAAGGGAACAUAAGUUGGUCAGAGACAGAGGAGUGUGACGAAGACUUCAGGAGCAAGAACAGAUACUCUGUGGCCUACGCUACCCAGAAGUCUUGGCUGCUCAACGCUACCGUGGAGGAGAACAUCACCUUCGGCAGCCCGUUCAAUAAACAGAGGUACAAGGCAAUGAUUGACGCCUGCUCUCUGCAGCCGGACAUUGACCUGCUGCCUUUUGGAGAUCAAACUGAGAUUGGAGAAAGGGGCAUCAACCUGAGUGGAGGUCAGAGACAGAGAAUCUGUGUGGCCAGAGCUCUCUACCAGAACACCAACAUCGUCUUCUUGGACGAUCCCUUCUCGGCGCUGGACAUCCACCUCAGCGAUCACCUGAUGCAAGAAGGAAUCCUCAAGCUUCUGCAGGACGACAAACGGACCGUGGUCCUGGUCACCCAUAAACUGCAGUACCUCACACAUGCAGACUGGAUCAUAGCGAUGAAGGACGGCUCUGUGCUGAGAGAGGGAACUCUGAAGGACAUCCAGAAUCAUGACGUUGAGCUUUACGAUCACUGGAAGACCCUGAUGAACAGACAUGACCACGAGCUGGAGAAGGACAUACAGCAGGACAGUCAAACAACUCUAGAGAGGAAAACACUGAGGAGAGCUUUCUACUCCAGAGAGACCAAGAACCAGAUAGACGAUGAGGACGAGGAGGAGGAAGAGGAGGAGGAAGAUGAUGACAACAUGUCCACAACCACUAAUAGAAGGUCGAAGAUCCCAUGGAGGGUGUGCUGGUGUUACCUGUCCUCUGGUGGGUUCUUCAUGGUCUUCCUGAUGGUGUCCUCUAAACUUCUCAAACACUCUGUCAUCGUUGCCAUCGACUACUGGUUGGCUCUCUGGACCUCCUCCAAAACCAGUCAGAGUACCGGAGGGGGAACAGCCCCGACCAACGAGACCAGCACAGUUUACGGCGGCAACAGCACGCAGCCCACGCCGGCUACGAUGGAGGAUGAGGACUCCUACUACCUGCCGGUGUUCAUCAUCCUGUGUGCGGCUGGAAUCACGCUGUGCCUCAUCACCUCUCUCACCGUGGAGUUUCUGGGUCUUUCUGCAGCCACCAACCUGCACCACAACCUUCUCAACAAGAUCAUCCACGCCCCCAUCAGGUUUUUUGACAUCACUCCUCUGGGGCAGAUCCUCAACAGAUUCUCAGCUGAUACCAACAUCAUAGACCAGCAUAUUCCUCCUACGCUGGAGUCUUUGACGAGAUCCACGUUGCUCUGUCUCUCGGCGAUCGGGGUCAUUUCCAUCAUCACUCCAGCUUUUCUGAUCGCCUUGGUUCCCCUGGCGGUGGCCUUCUACUUCAUCCAGAAGUACUUCAGAGUGGCCUCCAAGGACCUCCAGGACCUGGAUGACUCCACACAGCUUCCUUUGCUCUGCCACUUCUCUGAGACCGCUGAAGGUCUCACAACUAUCAGAGCAUUCAGACACGAGGCUCGUUUUAAACAGCGCAUGCUGGAGCUGACAGACACCAAUAACACAGCCUACCUGUUUCUGUCUGCUGCCAACCGCUGGCUGGAGGUCCGAACGGACUACCUUGGAGCAGUGAUAGUGCUGACAGCAGCAGGAGCCUCCAUCUGGAGUUCACUCUAUAAUCUGCCUCGUGGAGGCCUGGUGGGCCUCGGACUCACAUACGCCCUCACUGUCACCAACUACCUGAACUGGGUUGUAAGGAACCUGGCGGACCUGGAGGUCCAGAUGGCAGCUGUGAAGAAGGUCAACAGCUUCCUCGGCACAGAGUCGGAGAACUACGAGGGAUCUAUGGGCGCCUCUCAGGUGCCUGAGAACUGGCCCCAGGAAGGUGAGAUAAAGAUCCAGGACCUGUGUGUGCGCUACGAUCCCAUGCUGAAACCGGUGCUCAAACAUGUCAACGCAUACAUCGAACCAGGCCAGAAGGUGGGAAUCUGCGGUCGCACAGGCAGCGGGAAGUCCUCUCUGUCGUUGGCCUUUUUCAACAUGGUGGAUAUCUUUGAAGGGAAGAUCGUCAUUGAUGGGAUCGACAUCUGCAAGCUUCCUCUGCAGACACUCAGGUCUCGACUCUCCAUCAUCCUCCAGGAUCCGGUGUUAUUCAGUGGAUCAAUAAGGUUUAAUCUCGACCCAGAGAGGACGUGCACCGACGACCGACUCUGGGAGGCGCUAGAGAUCGCUCAGUUGAAGAACAUGGUGAAAGCGCUCCCUGGAGGACUAGAUGCGGUUGUGACAGAAGGAGGAGAGAACUUCAGCGUCGGUCAGAGACAGCUCUUCUGUUUGGCCCGAGCUUUUGUCAGAAAGAGCAGCAUCCUCAUCAUGGACGAAGCCACGGCGUCUAUAGACAUGGCCACGGAGAACAUCUUACAAAAAGUUGUGAUGACUGCAUUUGCAGACAGAACAGUCGUUACGAUCGCACACCGUGUCCACACCAUCCUAACAGCCGAUCUGGUCAUUGUGAUGAAGCGAGGGAACAUUUUGGAGUACGACAAACCUGAGACUCUUUUGGAGCAGGAGGACGGGAUGUUUGCUUCAUUCGUCAAAGCUGACAUGUAGACGCACAGCCAGUCAGCAUGCCCAACAACUGACAGACAUCAGCUGGUCGAUCUACUUCUUUUUUCAUGUAGAAGUGUUUACUCACUAAUGCCCGACCAACCUCUGUGACACUACAAUACUCCACUGAAGCCAAUAGCACACAACUGUGAGGGAAAACAGAUCCAGAAACACCAUCAAUCACUAGUUGAUGUAUUUGAGAAGUUGUACUUGAAUCAGUCAGUUAGCCAAUUAAGCCUGUUUUUUAUAAACGACAUCUAGAAAUAUUGUGUAUCAUUUAAACGAUAAAAGUCCAUCAAUCAGUUUAUCCAAUUUGCACAUAUGACAUAUAUUGGAAAUACAGAUAUACAGAGAGAUUUUCCGUAUGUUAAACAAUAGAGAAAUGAUUGGAUCAUUGACCUUACUAGUAACUAGUAUUAAGAUACUGUAUAAUAAGAAUAUUAAAGAAAAAAGUAAUAUUUUUAUGUCCCUAGACAGCUAAUAUAUGAUGCUAAUGAAUAGAUCGUGAUUUGUCGUAGUUAUCUUGGACUAACUACGGCUGAAGAUAGAAGACAAAUAUAUCUUACUUGUGGUCUCAGACUAAGACUGUUGAAAGAAUAAGGCUGGCAUUACUCUGUGUUUUUCUUAAUGCCCGCAAAUCCUGAAAAGACCAAAACCAACAAUGUGUUCAUUUAUCUCUUUCUGACUUCCUGUCUUCGGGUCACAGCCCAUUAGUAGUAGUGGAGUAGAGUGACCAGGUGUCCCACUUGUAGGACCGCACUGCCUUUUUAUUGUGGUAAAUAGAAGUUCAUUUAAUUUUUUAUAAUUUUUUAAAGGCACAGUUUCCUCAACAGCUCCUAACUAGGUUUUUUUUAUCGAAAAACAGCAAGAAAAAGUGAAUUUUUGGGGACUAUUUUCAGCGGUGGAUGAAUACACAUAUAAUAGUCUAGGAACCCAGUGCAACACUUCGACUUAUUGAUGCGUUUUUAAUAGUUUUUUGGACAACAAUGGAGCUCUAUAGCACAGAGGAAGAAGAUAUAUCAGACUUUGAUAAGCUCACAGUUCUUGUUAAUAGACACGUUAACUGUUGGUUUGGGUCUUUUUAUGAGAUUUAUUGACAAUAAGAAAAAUAUAGACAAUGACUGGUCUUACGAUUUAAGUUCUGUCCUUUACCAGGACUAUAAGCACCGUUAUGCAUAUCAUUGGAAAAUCAAUCACAGGUCUUUUGAGUGAUUGAGCUUUUGACACUUCCAUCAGUAUCAUAUGGACUUGGUCAUUUAUACUAUACUUUAGUUUUUGUAUUUCAUAGUUUUAGAUUAAGCUGAACUUUUAGGUCAUUCUAAUUUGAUUUAACUCCAAAAGUCUUUAAUUAUCUUGUUAAAAAUAUUUGUUACAUUUAUUUUAAGCUCAUGCACAACACGUAUCAGUUGUAUUACUCUUAAAGCACUUGUAUUAUGCAAAAAUAAGGAAGGGAGAGACUUGUAUUUAAAACAACAAAAUGUUGGCUCUGGCCAGUGUUUCUGUGCUCUGCAUAUCAAUACACCAUGCAGUUUCUCACUGUAAAGGAUUUGUAUCUUAAUAUUUUUAGAAAUUUUUAUGUUAAGUUCUGCCACAGAAGUAAAACUGAUAGAACUGUUGUAGUCGGUAAGCAGUUUUUUAUGAACCCCUUUGUUGCAUCAAACCAAACUGUACCUGAGGCUGAGUAGACUAGGAUCUCUUAGCUACAACGUGAAGCUCCCAUUUCCAAAUCUAAGAUGUUUUGUUGUGGCGAUUCUUCCCCAGAACAAGCGUGACUAAGGAACUCAACAUCGAAGGGGCUGCCGCUAUUUUCGCUGCCUGUUUGGAAACACUUGUGCAACUUGUGACGCCAAAAGUGGGGAAAUCAGACCUUACAAUGUCUUUGUCCUACUUGGAAUUUCCACCAGGAGGUCGACCUGUAUGUCUUUUUCCUGGUUUUCAUGAUGUCAGCAUGGAAAAGAAUUUUCCUCUGGAAGAGAUGAGCAGACGUCUAUGAUGCAACAGCAAAACUCCCACGAUGAGAGAACAGAAGGAGAAUCAUGAGCGAGUGGGGCCAGUUGCCAAACAACUUUGGUGUGAAGAAGGUGGAAAUAUACCAGAAACAAAACCAGGAUUUGUUUUUUCACACAUGCAAAAUGUUUAAUUGUACUUCCUUGGCAACUCUGUAAAAUCCUUAAACUUUAUUACAUUCAGAAACAGUCGUUGGUUUUACUUCUGCUCAUUUCCAAGCUGAAUCACAUAAUAACUUAAUAAACUUGUUAAAGUUAGAAAAAUAUGUGUGCAUCAGGCACAACACACUGCAUCCAUUCAACCUUAAACUUAUUUCUGUGAUUUGGAAUUGAUCAUAUUUGAUGUUUUCAAACAAUUCGAACACUGGGAAGUAAAGUCUAUAAAGUAAAGAAAACAAUACCUAUGGGGGGGGGGACUUUUUUUCUGAAGUCGGAUGUUUUAUUUCUGGGUUACUUCCACCUUUCACUCUGUUCUAUCAGUUGUAUUUCUACGCCUACACUAGUACAAACACUGUAGGGUGUCAUGGCUCAGGCUGAAGCCGGUGAACCCGCUGUCUGUCUGCAGUCAUGCUUUGCUGAACUUAUUAUCCUCGGGGACAAUAGACACCCAACGUGAGCUCCCGUUAACUCCGGAGAUGUUUAAUGGUUUGUGAUUGUUAAGAUACUGAAGAGUUCCAGUGUAAAGUUGAUCCAGAAUCCAAAUGUGAAUCAAUUCUAGUUGCUAAGAGGAGUUCCUCAAUGUAAAGGUUAGGUAAAUAAUCAACAUUUUUUAGACUGACAAUGAAUCAAAUGGCUGAAUUUGAUGUAAAAUGUAUCCAUAGAGAAUUAUAAAUUUGCAGUUUCUUCUAGUUUUGGGGUUUUAAGACCCACAAACCAGACAAAAGUUAAUCAGCUAGUGAAGGAAAUGGAGCAUUUAGCAGCUAAAGACAGAUAAUUUUCUCUGGAGUUAUUUCAGAGGAGGCCACAAACACAACUCCAAGUGAAUGUUAGAGCUAAUGGAUGUGUCAGGUGUUGUGUUUUCAGCUUGUUACACUGCCCCCAAGUGGCCAAAAAAUCAAGUAACACAGCUUUAACAUGUCAGCAAAAGAGAUACGCAAGCUCACUGUUUGGUUAAUUAUUAGUUAAUGUACACAGCCUUUGACUAUUAACUAGAUUUUUGCGAGUGCAGUUGAACAUUGGUUGCAGGAGAAUUUGUAUUCUUUUCGGGGCAGUUACAUUGUCUAUGCAAACAGUUUUUCCUUCCUUAACUCUGAUCUAGAUUAUAUUCACAUAACAUGGACAUAAAAGUGAUUAUUCCCUUAAAGCAAUAGUUUAACAUUUUUAUUCUAAGGUCAACAAAAAACACUUCAUAAAAAACACAUCGAUUCCUAUAUCCAGGUGAUUACAUACUGGACCUUUAAGGUUUACACUUUAGUGUCUCACUGUUGAUAGGAACUCUCUCUAAUAGGUUUUUCUGCAAUCACUUGUACACUCUGCGGGAGCGGUGCUAUUGUCCCUUCGUAUUAUUGUGAUCAAUUUAUACUUAUUUUCCUUUUAAAUGAGAUUUUUGAAUGACUUUGUACUGUACAGACUAAAUGCCAAAUACAGUCUUUUGCAAGAA
This is a messenger RNA of Dicentrarchus labrax (European seabass), 8697 nucleotides long. It is a transcript of the gene abcc9, whose product is annotated as ATP-binding cassette, sub-family C (CFTR/MRP), member 9. Gene Ontology annotation, molecular function: sulfonylurea receptor activity; ABC-type transporter activity; ATP hydrolysis activity. Gene Ontology annotation, biological process: transmembrane transport; potassium ion transport. The record is from RefSeq and is a predicted model, not a curated record. The transcript is spliced from 42 exons. Bases 298 to 5094 code for a protein of 1598 amino acids. Lineage: Eukaryota; Metazoa; Chordata; Actinopteri; Moronidae. Gene Ontology annotation, cellular component: membrane.